UAAGAAGCCAAGAGAGUACUCAUUGAGACAUGAGGUGAUGAUUUGAGAAUGGAGCUUGCAGAGAUUGGAAAAAGCAUGGGGUCGAGUUUCAGGAGCAGCUCAUCAAGAAAUGAGCAUGAGGAUGAGGCAGAGCAUGCUCUGCAGUGGGCUGAGAUCCAAAGAUUACCUAGUUUUAAACAACUGAGAUCAUCUCUGGUCGAUGAAGAAGGGGAUGAUGUGGAGAAAGGGAAAAGGGUCGUUGAUGUCACCAAGCUUGGAGCCAUGGAACGUCAUCUGAUGAUUGAGAAGCUGAUCAAACACAUUGAGAAUGAUAAUCUCAAGCUGCUCAAGAAAAUCAGAAGAAGGAUAGACAGGGUUGGUGUGGAGCUUCCAAGCAUAGAGGUGAGGUACAAGCAUCUAAGUGUUGAAGCAGAAUGUGAGGUCGUUGAAGGGAAGGCGCUUCCAACUUUAUGGAAUUCUUUGAAGCACAUUUUCUUAGAGUUGGUAAAGCUGAGUGGUGUAAGAACACAUGAAGCCAAGAUAAGCAUACUUAACAAUGAUAGCGGCAUCAUUAACCCUGGAAGGUUAACACUGCUGCUUGGUCCUCCUGGAUGUGGGAAAACUACUCUGCUCAAGGCUUUGUCCGGAAACUUGGACAAGAAUCUAAAGCUUUCUGGUGAAAUCUCUUACAAUGGACACGGUCUAAACGAGUUUGUUCCUCGGAAGACAUCCGCGUACAUAAGCCAACACGAUCUGCACACUGCGGAGAUGACAGUUAGGGAGACAAUAGACUUCUCAGCUCGUUGUCAAGGUGUUGGUAGUCGAACAGAUAUUAUGAUGGAGGUCAGUAAAAGAGAAAAGGAUGGUGGAAUCAUUCCUGACCCGGACGUAGAUGCUUACAUGAAGGCUAUAUCGGUUAAUGGACUUAAAAGAAGUCUACAAACAGAUUACAUCUUGAAGAUCCUAGGUCUUGACAUAUGUGCAGAAACAUUGGUUGGUAAUGCAAUGAAAAGAGGCAUAUCUGGUGGUCAAAAGAAGCGUCUUACUACAGGAGAGAUGGUCGUUGGUCCAGCAAAAGCUCUUUUUAUGGAUGAAAUUACAAACGGCCUAGACAGCUCCACAGCGUUUCAGAUAGUCAAGUCACUUCAGCAGCUGGCUCACAUCACCAACGCAACUGUGUUUGUUUCCCUUCUUCAACCUGCUCCAGAGUCAUAUGAUCUCUUUGACGAUAUUGUCUUGAUGGCUGAAGGAAAAUUAGUGUAUCAUGGUCCAAGAGACGAGGUCUUGAGGUUCUUUGAGGAAUGUGGUUUUAGAUGCCCAGAGAGGAAGGGUGUUGCAGACUUUCUACAAGAGGUUAUAUCUAGAAAGGACCAAGGACAGUACUGGCUGCACCAGGACAUACCCCAUAGCUUUGUCUCAGUAGACGCAUUGUCCAAGAGAUUCAAGGAGUUAGAGACUGGGAGAAAGAUUGAGGAUGCUCUCUCUAAGCCAUAUGAUAAAUCAAAAACCCAUAAAGAUGCUCUCUCUUUCAGUGACUAUUCUCUUCCAAAGUGGGAGCUGUUCAGAGCAUGCAUCUCAAGAGAGUUUCUUCUAAUGAAGAGAAACUCUUUCGUCUACCUCUUCAAGACGUUUCAGCUUGUUGUGUCAGCAAUCCUCACUAUGACUGUGUUUAUUAGAACGCGGAUGGGUGUAGAUAUUAUUCAUGGAAACUCUUACAUGAGUUGCCUCUUUUUCGCAACCGUUGUGCUUUUGGUGGAUGGUUUUCCAGAGCUGUCUAUGACUGUUCAACGUCUUGCCGUGUUCUACAAGCAAAAGCAACUGUGUUUCUAUCCAGCUUGGGCUUAUGCAAUCCCUGCAACAGUGUUAAAGAUCCCUCUCUCUUUCUUCGAAUCUCUCGUUUGGACUUGCCUUACUUACUACGUCAUCGGAUAUACUCCUGAAGUCUCCAGGUUCUUACGUCAGUUCAUGAUGCUCUUUGCUGUUCAUUUCACAUCCAUAUCCAUGUUCCGAUGUAUAGCUGCAGUCUUUCAGACAGGAGUUGCUUCAAUGGCAGCUGGUAGUUUCGCCACAUUAAUCACCUUUGUGUUCGCCGGUUUCGCCAUCCCUUACACUGAUAUGCCAGGGUGGCUGAAGUGGGGUUUCUGGGUGAAUCCUAUAGGUUACGCAGAGAUUGGGCUCUCUGUAAACGAGUUUCUUGCUCCAAGAUGGCAGCAAAUGCAACCAACGAAUGUUACAUUGGGGAGAACCAUACUUGAAAGCAGAGGACUGAACUAUGAUGAUUACAUGUACUGGGUCUCAUUAUGUGCCUUGCUUGGACAGACCCUUAUCUUCAACAUCAUUUUCACUCUAGCUUUGAGUUUCUUGAAAUCUCCCAUUACAUCUCGCUCUAUGAUCUCAAAAGAUAAGCUCUCUGAGCUGCAAGGAACAAAAGAUUCGUCACUCAAGAAGAACAAGAAGGCAACAGAUUACAUAGAAGAUUCAGGGAAGAUGGCCUUACCUUUUAAGCCUCUCACCAUAACGUUCCAAGAUUUGAACUACUACGUAGACGUUCCUGCGGAGAUGAGAGUUCAAGGAUACAAUGAGAAGAAGCUGCAGCUUCUCUCAGGCAUCACCGGAGCUUUCAGGCCAGGCGUUUUAACGGCGUUGAUGGGGAUCAGUGGAGCUGGAAAAACCACUCUACUCGACGUUCUCGCCGGAAGAAAAACAAGCGGAUACAUCGAAGGAGAGAUCAGAAUCAACGGAUACCUUAAAGUCCAAGAAACCUUCGCAAGAGUCUCAGGCUACUGUGAGCAAACAGAUAUACACUCACCAAAUAUCACCGUCGAGGAGUCUCUAAUCUACUCGGCUUGGCUCCGUCUAGUUCCAGAAAUAGAUCACAAAACAAAAAUAAGAUUCGUGAAGGAAGUUCUUGAGACGAUAGAGCUGGAGGAGAUCAAGGACGCGAUGGUGGGAGUCCCCGGCCAGAGCGGGCUGUCGACGGAGCAGAGGAAGAGGUUGACGGUGGCGGUGGAGUUGGUGGCGAAUCCGUCGAUCAUAUUCAUGGACGAGCCAACGACGGGGCUGGACGCAAGAGCAGCUGCCAUUGUGAUGAGAGCUGUGAAGAACGUUGCGGAGACUGGACGUACCAUUGUGUGCACUAUUCAUCAGCCUAGUAUCGAUAUUUUUGAAGCCUUCGACGAGUUGGUACUUCUGAAGAGAGGAGGUCGCAUGAUUUACACUGGACCACUUGGACAACAUUCUUCUCAUGUCAUACAGUAUUUUGAGAGUAUCCCUGGAGUUGCUAAGAUUAAAGACAACUACAAUCCAGCAACAUGGAUGCUAGAGGUCACUUCACAGUCUGUAGAGAUUGAACUCAACAUGGAUUUUGCAAAAAUCUACAAAGAAUCUGCUCUCUACAACAGGAGCAACUAUGAGCUUGCUCAGGAGCUGAGCAAACCGGAUCCCGGGUCAAGCGAUUUACAUUUCGAGAGAACUUUUGCGCAGAGCUGGUGGGAACAGUUCAAAUCUUGUCUAUGGAAGAUGAGCUUGUCUUACUGGAGAAGCCCUGCUUACAAUUUGAUGCGAAUCUUUCACACUUUAGUCUCUUCUUUGAUCUUUGGUUUACUCUUCUGGAAGCAAGGUCAAAAGAUAGAUACUCAACAGAACUUGUUCACAGUUCUUGGAGCCAUCUAUGGCCUUGUGAUAUUCUUGGGGGUAAAUAACUGCACUUCAGCUUUACAGUAUUUUGAGACAGAGCGUAACGUUAUGUACCGCGAAAGAUUCGCUGGAAUGUACUCUGCCUUUGCCUUUGCACUGGCUCAGGUUGUGACCGAGAUUCCUUACAUUUUCAUCCAAAGCGCAGAGUUUGUGAUCAUAAUAUAUCCUAUGAUGGGUUUAUACGGAUCUGCCUAUAAAGUCUUUUGGAGUCUCUACUCAAUGUUCUGCAACUUACUCUCCUUCAACUACUUAGCAUUGUUCCUCAUCUCCAUCACUCCAAACUUCAUGCUCGCAGCUAUUCUCCAGUCUCUUUUCUUCGUUGCUUUCAACCUUUUUGCUGGAUUCUUGAUUCCACUACCUCAAAUACCAAAGUGGUGGGUGUGGCUUUACUAUCUAACACCUCCCUCUUGGAGUCUCAAUGUGUUUUUCUCGUCUCAGUACGGUGAUAUUCAUCAAGAGAUCAAUGCAUUUGGAGAAACCACGACCGUGGCGAGAUUCUUAGAGGACUAUUUUGGAUUCCAUCAUGAUCGUUUGAUGACUUCAGCCAUUAUUCUCAUAGCGUUUCCAGUUGUAUUGGCUUCUAUGUUUGCUUUCUUUGUUGCCAAACUCAACUUUCAGAAACGAUGAUCCAUCACACACCAACCAAAGGUUUGAAACACCAAAGGGUAGUUUACAAAUUACUGUAUGGACAUGCACGUAUUCGUUGUCACACUAUUUGUAAACACUAAACAAAUGCAAAAUUUAUUUAUAAAAUCAUAAGAAAGUUGGAUA
Molecule: messenger RNA, 4446 nt
Organism: Brassica oleracea var. oleracea
Lineage: Eukaryota; Viridiplantae; Streptophyta; Magnoliopsida; Brassicales; Brassicaceae
Product: ABC transporter G family member 33
Exons: 22
Coding region: 49-4302 (1417 amino acids)
Cellular component (GO): membrane
Molecular function (GO): ABC-type transporter activity; ATP binding; ATP hydrolysis activity
Source: RefSeq, a predicted model, not a curated record